GCAGCCGUUUGCUCAUCCUUUUCUUCUUCCGCUUUUAAACGAAGGAAGGAAGUAAAUCACGGCUAACGUUAGCUGUUGAGCUAAUAGAGCGGUAGCACAACCCAUUUAGCAGCGUUUUCUUCAAACGACGCCAAAUACCAAACUAGCUGAUCUGAACAGCAUCACCCAAGAUGUCCGACGAAGGCAAGCUGUUCAUUGGUGGACUGAGCUUCGACACAAAUGAAGAGUCACUUGAACACGCGUUCUCCAAGUAUGGGAAUAUUACCAAAGUCGACGUUGUCAGAGAUCGUGAGACGAAGAGGUCCAGAGGAUUUGGCUUUGUUACAUUUGAGAACCCUCAAGAUGCUAAAGAUGCACUGCUUGGCAUGAAUGGAAAGACUGUUGACGGCAGAGCAAUCCGUGUAGAUGACGCAGGAAAGCCUGGAGGACGAUCUGGUGGGUAUCGCGGUGGCUCCGGCGGCCGUGGUGGUGGCGGAUUCUCCAGAGGUAGAGGCAGAGGAAGAGGUUUUGGAACGUAUGAUAGGGGUUUGAGAGACAACGACUUUGAAGACAGAAGUUUUGGUGAUAGAUCUUACAGUCACAGGAGCUAUGUUGGUGGUGAUGAUGGUGACUACAGGAGAAGCCGUGACUACUCAGCACGUGGUGGAUACAGGGGAAACAGGAAUCAGCGAGGUUAUAGAGAGCGCUCUGGGGAUACAUACAGAGACAACUAUGACCAUUACACCCCACACGAGUAAAAACACAAAAAACUUCGUGAUUGCAAGAUCAUCUCUACCCCUGGCUGUUUUAAAAAAAGAUGUUCUUCGAAGACCUUUUUUGAUGUUUUUUUAAAUUUUUUUUUCCUCCAUUUUUUUUUUUUUUUUUUUUGGGAUGGGGGGUUGUUAUAUGGUAUAUGGUUCAACAGACUUUGCAGUAUCUUGAAUUCUUUGUUUAAGUGUUGGACGUGUUCUGUAUUCUCUUCAAAUAGAUUAGAGUCCUGUAGGAUAUUGAGUAGUUUGUCUUAUGCUGGGUUAGUGGCCUAAUACAUUUAUUGCAUCUUAUUUCCCUGUCUGGGUAUAUGUAACUGAACUCUGGUCAAUGAUCCAAAAUAAAUUUAAAAUAGAAAGGCCUUGAUUUGCAGUACACCUGUUUUGCUGAAUCGCUUGGUGAGAUCUGACUCUGUUCAACACAGCCUGAUAGCUUCCACCUCAAACUCAGUCUUGGUGAUAAAUUGUAGCCUCAAAAUCUCAACAAUUUAUAAAACCUUCGCCUUUGGAAUUGGUAGUGAAUUGUGGCCCUCUGGGGAAAAAAACAAUUGAUAUCUGUUAAACCUUGUCAUGAAGCUUUACAAGCUGUGAUUAUACCCGUAAGGUCUAUGCCAAUGUCCCUUCAGCUCUGUAAUGCAUUCUUUUUGUGAAGAGGGUUUAAUUCUUCCUGGGAGCGCUGAUAUCUAGCAGAAUUUCUUGCAUGAUGUUGCUUAACAUUUGUAACUAGUCAUAAUACAAUCAAGUUAACUGACUUGUUAAAGGGGCUAGAUAGCAAUGAUAAACAAUCAUGCAUUUUAACUUACAUAUUGGUUAAUACUUUAUGCUUAUUUUUGAUGCCAUAACAUUGGGCUUUGAGAUACAGCAGUCCUGAAAGCUUUCCCUCAAACUCUUGAAACAAUUUGAAUUAGAGUUUGGGUGGUAAAUUAUGGAAUAGCUGACAUAUUUAAUUGAUAUGGGUCUCUUUUGGUUGCUACAUCUCAUAGCCAGCUCUGAUGGCCAGAACAGACACUCAGAUGAUGUGCUUUAGCUAUCAACUAUUAUUUAAGAAUGACAAGUAUUUGUUCCAAAAAUAGUGAAGGUUUGUAGACUUGGUCAACAAAAUAUCAAAAUGCUAUUUUGACAUUGCCAUAAAUUUGUUUUUGGCUCUGUUAGACAAACCACCAUUCAGCUGAAAAUGAAUGAUUCUCUCAAAAUAAACUAAUAAAGUCAGCAAGGUACUCUCAGAUGCAUAUUUUCAUUUGGAUUUUCAUGAAGAUGAUAGGAGCAGGUGUUAGCAUGAUUUCCUCAUCCAAUUUAAGUCAGUUUAUUAGUUUUAGCUAAUAUUAGAUGGCAACAAUCUAUAUGUGGAAAUGAGGUUAAAUAACUGCAGACUUAAGCUUUCUGAUCCCCCGUGUUGCAACUUUCCUUUGAACCAAACUGCCAGGCAGUGGUUUAUUUAACCAGCAAGGGACUGAUUACUCUUGCCAUUCAGACUGGUCAUGAGGACACAAUAGCCCAAAAUUAUCUUAACAUGAGGAAAACAGGGCUGUUAAGCCUAUCAAUAAA
Myripristis murdjan (pinecone soldierfish) is the source of this 2291-nucleotide messenger RNA. RefSeq names its product cold-inducible RNA-binding protein B-like. Gene Ontology annotation, molecular function: RNA binding. NCBI's taxonomy places the organism in Eukaryota, Metazoa, Chordata, Actinopteri, Holocentriformes, Holocentridae. The record is from RefSeq and is a predicted model, not a curated record. Bases 171 to 737 code for a protein of 188 amino acids. The transcript has 7 exons.